GUGAUAAUUCUAAUAAUAUAGUUUCGUAAACAGUUCUGAAUUAUAAAGUUUUACCCAGUGCUCCGACGGACGGGAAAGUAAGAUGGCGCCUGCUCAGGAAUACAAGUUGUACGAAAAUAUAUUCAUAGAGACCAACUUGCAGUCGGCCGACUACGAUGGAGUGGUCCUCAUUUUAUACCCGGAGGAAAUGAACGUAGCACUCCCGAGGGACAUCGGCAGCUACAUAGAUAAAAUCAACAAACUAGACAAGAACAUACACAAGGUGCCUACCGUCUGGAACUGCGAUUAUGUGGCCGGCCAACGCCUGGUGCUGUCGCCGACUGGGAAAAUAACACCCUACCAUGAUGUGAAAGUUGUGAAAGAAGCGGCCAAAAAGGGUAUGACUCGAGCAAUGGAGGCCGGGAUGAAGAGACCUCUCAUCGUAAUAAAACACGUCGUUGACUACUCCGACGGGCAGCUCGUCAGCAUCCUUGGAACUCUGGAGGCUCUGUACGUUCCGCUUCAAAUGAGGGAGAGGCAGGAUUCCAAAAAUUUCAUAAGAAUCGGUUUCCACGCCGAAGAAAAACGAACCGAGGCCUUCGAGAGAAUUGUGAGGAACGCCAUAGCACUCGAGAGAUCUAGAAUUGUCACUAGAGACAUCGCCGGGGGUGACCCCGAAAGAAUGUCACCGAUAAAGAUAGUCGAAUACCUGAAAAGCUCUUUCGAUGAAAACACUAAUGUGACGAUAAAAGUGAUCGAUGACGAGGAGGAGCUGGCCGAAAAUUAUCCUCUCCUUGCCGCCGUGAAUAGAGCCGCCACACGCGUUGAAAGACAUAGAGCACGAAUUGUCGAAUUGGAGUACAAUUCCUCCGAUCCUAAUAGAGUUACCGAAACGGUCAUGCUAGUUGGUAAAGGUGUGACCUACGACACGGGCGGUGCCGAUAUCAAAAUUCAAGGAAAAAUGGCGGGUAUGUCGCGUGACAAAUGCGGGGCAGCCGCCGUUGCUGGAUUUUUGAAAGCGUGUGCUAUUUUAAAACCACCACACUUGAAGGUGGUCGGAGUAUUGUGUCUAUGUCGUAACUCGUGCGGCGCGGACUCAUAUGUAUCGGACGAGCUCCUGGUCUCCAAGAGCGGGAAGACCGUAAGAGUCACCAACACCGACGCCGAGGGUCGGCUGGCGAUGGCGGACGCUCUGUACCAUGUAACAGAAAAGGCCGGCUCGGUACUGAACCCGCACAUUUACACGAUCGCCACGCUGACGGGGCACGCUGCCGCAUGCUACGGAAGCUACACGGCAGCGAUGGAUAACCACUCCGCGAGGGCUACCAACCACGGGAGCCGCUUGCAACUGAGUGGCGCCAGCGUGGGGGAAGGUUUCGACGUGUCCACCGUCAGAUCCGAGGACCUCGCGGUGAACGUCGGAAAAUGCAUGGGAGACGACUUAGUUCAAUACGACACUUCAGCGAAAUGUCGUAACCAUCAGCUAGCAGCUGGGUUUUUGAUUAAAGUGAGUGGACUCGAGGAGAAGAACAUCAAGUACACGCAUUUGGACAUCGCCGGCUCUGCUGGCAUGCCUCCUGACGAGCCCACGGCGGUUCCUGUACUCUCUUUGUGUCACCUGCACAAGGUUUUGCUUUAGACGACUUACAGCAUACGUUACCACUGUAUUUGAAAAUUAUAAUUAUUUUAU
This is a messenger RNA of Aricia agestis (brown argus), 1669 nucleotides long. It is a transcript of the gene Dip-B, whose product is annotated as putative aminopeptidase W07G4.4. The transcript has a single exon. Gene Ontology annotation, cellular component: cytoplasm. The coding region runs from base 83 to 1618 and encodes 511 amino acids. Gene Ontology annotation, biological process: proteolysis. NCBI's taxonomy places the organism in Eukaryota, Metazoa, Arthropoda, Insecta, Lepidoptera, Lycaenidae. The record is from RefSeq and is a predicted model, not a curated record. Gene Ontology annotation, molecular function: manganese ion binding; metalloaminopeptidase activity.